This is a messenger RNA of Penicillium cataractarum, 402 nucleotides long. RefSeq lists its product as uncharacterized. Bases 1 to 402 code for a protein of 133 amino acids. The record is from RefSeq and is a predicted model, not a curated record. The transcript has a single exon. Lineage: Eukaryota; Fungi; Ascomycota; Eurotiomycetes; Eurotiales; Aspergillaceae.
AUGUCAUCCAAAAUAACCUUCUCAAUCCACAACCAAACGGACCUCAAAUUGAAACGCCCAGACCUAUUCUCCAGCUCUCACCAAUUCACCCACCCCCGCUAUGGCACUCUCUCCUGGAAAGAAAGCGAUCUCCACGAGAAAAAGUACAAGCUUUUGGACUCGAAUAAGAACGUACUAGCUCGUUUCGACAAGUACAAGCCAGCAGACCAGAAGACCAAAUCGUCCUUUUGGGGAUCUUCAUCCAAAAACGGGAAGGGCUGGGCUUUUUCGAUCUUUGUGAAUGCUGAUCCGGAAUUCUUGGACUGGAUUAUGGUUACGGGGCUAGGGGUAGUUGAGUAUCGGGUUGCAAGUGAUCGGGCGUGGGGGGAGGCGCUUGUUGAGGGGGUGGGUGCAGCGGCUUGA